CGGGUAGUGAUUGCAAAUGUCUGUCCGUGUGCGCCUCCGCCGCCGCCGCCGCUAGAGUCUGCGUUAUCCUUGUGUGGGAUUACUAGCCUGUACUUACAAUGUGCCAUUGGAUAUAUGCCUACCCUGUUUAAUCAAGCCCUGCAAAUGCAAAGGAUAGGACCUGACAAUACAUAGGGGGCUGGAAACAGCGACUAGAGUCAGGCGAUGCCCACUGCAGUGCGUUGCUCGUUUUUCCGCGUGGUCCUUGUUGCCCUCCUUCUUGUUGCUCUCCUGCAGCUCCUCUAUCUAUCGCUCCUCUCCAGCCUACAUGGACAACAACAGCAAAGGUCAGCUCAUCCAGUGCUUGAAGGCACCCCUCGUACAGAGCCACGAUGGCAGAGGGAGCAGAAGGACUACCUUAAGUCCAUGCUGGCUACUGGUGGCAUACUAGAUGCCAGUGGACAGUAUCGGAUUUACCGCAAUCUGUUGGCACAUAAAGAGGGGCAGUCUAAAAAUCUGGAUGUGUUAUUGGCUUCCCAUGCUAGCCUUAGUAACCUGUGGCAUCUGCAGGAACUUGUACAACGUUGGGAUGGCAGGAUUUCAUUGGCACUCUUUGCCGCUAGUGCUGCUCAAGCAAAGCUUGCCACGGUGCUAACAUAUAGUCUUGCCCAGCUGUGUCCGUCUGUGAGGCAGAGGGUAUCCUUUCAUCUUGUGUGCCAAUCUGGAGAUAUGGCAAUUUUUCCUGAACUAGAAGACCGAGCUGAGUAUGCCCGUCUGCGGACAUGCCAGGCUGUGUUUGCAAAGGCAGCAGGAAUGGGCACAAAUAUAGUAAACUAUGCAGGUAAUGCUUCUUACCCCAACAACUUACUAAGGAAUGUGGCUAGGUCGGGUGUUGGAAGUGCUGCCUUUGCACUAGUGUUGGACAUUGAUAUGGUACCCAGUGAAGGACUCCGAUCAGGAUUUUUAGAUUUAGUUGCCCGAGGUGUAGAUCCACACAUGGUAUUUGUGGUACCAGCUUUUGAAAUUAGACACACUCGCCGUCUGCCUGGCACCAAAGAAGAACUGCUCCGAUUAUAUCAGGUGGGGGAAGUGCGAGCAUUCUAUGAAGAAUUAUGUCCACGGUGCCAAGCACCUACUAAUUAUUCAGUAUGGCUAAACUUGCCAGAGAAGGAAAAUUCUGGCAGACUGGAAGUUGCUUAUGUUGUGGAGUGGAGAGCUCCAUGGGAACCAUUUUAUAUCGGGAAUAAAAAAGUGCCAGCCUUUGAUGAGAGGUUCAAGCAGUAUGGAUACAAUCGAAUCAGCCAGGCUUGUGAGGUGAAUAUUGCUGGCUUCUCAUAUGCAGUCCUGGACUCUGCAUUUCUGUUGCAUAAGGGCCACAAGCUACCUGGAGACUUCCACAGUCAGAAAGAAGAAGAGAACAAAAGAAACCGUCUUCUUUACAGAGGCUUCAAGGAAGAACUAAAAAUGAAGUACCCUGAAUCCACACGACACUGUUAGUAACACCAGCCCAUACCUGUACUAUCCCUUAGAGAAGGGACACUCCACGUUUUCAGAGGUUACUGAAGGUUAGUAGCUGUAGGAAUAGUCGUCCAAGGACAGGACUCUGGAGCAUAUGGACAACAAAUCUACAACUAGUGGCAGCGUAGAUGCAAUUGUAACUUAAUAUAUUUAUUGUUGUGUGUGACUAUUAAAAAUUUGACACUGUA
Molecule: messenger RNA, 1685 nt
Organism: Pseudophryne corroboree (corroboree frog)
Lineage: Eukaryota; Metazoa; Chordata; Amphibia; Anura; Myobatrachidae
Gene: B4GAT1
Product: beta-1,4-glucuronyltransferase 1
Exons: 3
Coding region: 205-1476 (423 amino acids)
Biological process (GO): protein O-linked glycosylation via mannose
Cellular component (GO): Golgi apparatus
Molecular function (GO): glucuronosyltransferase activity
Source: RefSeq, a predicted model, not a curated record